AUUGAUGCUGGCGGUCACGAGCUGGUCACGAGCUGGUCACGAGCUCUCGAGCAUGUGCUUGCCAUGACGUCAUCAAUUACUUUGCCGCGCCCCAGGAUUGUCCCCACGAUUCUUCCAACCCCAGCCAUUGCGUCUUCUCAUGGCUAUCUGACAGACACAAUGUCUAUCCAUCAUCAUCAAAAUGCCGAUCAAACGUGCCAAAAAGAACCCAUCGGCGGAACAGAAGCCCCCGUCGCCUCCACUGUCCGAGAAGAAUGUCGCGACAGAGGUGCCUAGUGCGGAAUAUGUGACCCACGAGGAAUCAAUGCCUCCCUGGCUGUUGGAUGAAGAUGAAGAAAUGCCCGAAGAGACAGAAAAUACAGUUGCUCCUGAUACCGCCCCAAAGCCAGCUGAAUACGCAGUAGGAGGGGGAGGGUACAACGCGCUCAAGUCGUACAAAGGCCAGAUGUACUCGGGCAUGGCGGUAGGAGGAUCACACACCUGGAGGUACGACCAAGGGACGUGGAAGGAGACCAAAGAGGAACCAGAUCUCUGGCGGAUCGAUUACCAGACGAACAAACGACGAGCGAGGAACGCGCCCGCGGGGAGUGGUGCCCCCGUGGGCACUGAAUACCAUUGGCUCAUUGUCGGCCAUCAGCAUGUCAAGAAGAUCGAUGCCAACACAUACGAGACACAUCUGACGGGUUCCAAGUACAAACUGGCGUACAAGUCCGCUUCGUCCAACUCGUGGUCGCUGCCAACUGUCAAGAAACAACGGGAUCGGGAGGUGGAAUUGUUGGAGGAUGCCAAACAGCGGGUCCAGGGACUGCCGCCGGUGCUGGGGUCGGAGAAGAUCAAGGUGGAGAAACAUGAAAAGGGACAGAAGAAGCUGGACAGUAUGUUUGGCAAGAAACGAAAAGCGGAUGAGCAUGCUGCCUGAUGCUGGACCGUAGCUGUUCGGAGUGCACAGCAGUUCCAACCAUGGCCUUAAUAAUCGGGUAUAUCUUGCAGAUGCAGCAAUAUGGCCAACUCUAUUUCUCUUCCUACAGACUAUAAGAUAACAUGGAGCAUGCAGUCAA
Molecule: messenger RNA, 1058 nt
Organism: Aspergillus ibericus CBS 121593
Lineage: Eukaryota; Fungi; Ascomycota; Eurotiomycetes; Eurotiales; Aspergillaceae
Exons: 2
Coding region: 182-919 (245 amino acids)
Source: RefSeq, a predicted model, not a curated record